CUAAUCGGAGAUUUAACAGCCAAAGUAAUAUAUAUAUAUUGUGGUGCAUUUAGAAUACAAUGAAAUGAAAUAUGCAAUUGAUGCUGAAUAAUAUCGCGUAAUUGAUGCGAAACGCGCGACACGACACGGUCAAUUUGCGUUCUUCGAUCAGAGCAACAUUAGAUGUUGGGAAAUUACUCAUACCACUAAUGUUUACUCUGUGAGUAAUUUUAACACGGGCACAAAUGUGUGUGCGGUUGCGGUACGCGAAAAACUACCGACGGUUGCCUUUCGUAACUAAGAGCAUUUAUUUUUGUACAAGUGAAUUCCAAUGGGCUAAAGUCAUAUGAAAAGUGUCUAAACAUGCGCCCAUCAACGAUUCGUUUAUAAGGAUUUGAUUUAUUUAUUUGUGAUUCCAUUGCAUUGCGUAUUUUUUUAAACAACUACAUGCAUGCGAAAUAAACAAAGGAUUUAGUGCUGCAGUUGAUUUUCAUCCCAGGGGAAGGAUUACCAAUAUGCAUCAGCCACCUGAUAACUGAUAGACAGUAUUUGCAUUGAAUAGUAAAUAUUUAAGAGGAGCAAUUCCCGCUGUAAAUGUUGCAAACACUACAGUUUUCUCGCCCAUCAAAUAUACACAAUAUAUCAGCCGCUGCGAAUGAACUCAGCAACUUGGUGGAAAUUGGCCGCGAACCGAAAUAACCUAAAUAACCUAAAUAAAGCUAAAACAAAAAACGCAGCAAAUCAUCAAUAUUAUUGAAAGCAAAAGCAAACAUCAUGGGCGGCGGCAAAAAUGUACGCCGCGGCUUGGAGCCUCUGGAGUUCGAAGAAUGCAUCGUCGACAGUCCGGACUUUCGCGAAAAUUUGAAUCGGCAUGAGAAGGAACUGGACCACACUAGUCAUCAAAUAAAACGAAUUAUCAAAGAGGUCAAAGAUCUAAUGAGUGCGGCAAAGAUGCUGUCCACUAGAAUGAAACAAUUGGCCAUUUUACUUAACGACUUUAACUUUGAGUGCAUUGGCACUGCUCAGACCGACGAUGAGAAUGUCAUUUGUGAAAGCCUCAAGCGCUUUGGUGCUAUAAUUGGCAAUAUUGAGGAUGAGCGCGAAAAAAUGCUAACGCUCGCCGAUAAACAUAUAAUUGAGUCACUGGAGGAUUUUCGAAAAAAGCAAAUCGGUGGCGUCAAAGAAAACAAAAAGAAAUUCGAUAAAAAGACGGAGAAAUUUUGUCAAUCGCAGGAGCGUUUCCUUAAUAUGUCAACUAAAAAGCCCGAAAACACAAUACAGGAGGCUGACGCCAGUUUGGGGAUGCAUGAACGCGAGUAUAUCCAGGAGUCGCUGAGCUAUGUGCUGCGCAUCCAAGAAGUGCAGGAACGAAUCAAAUUCGAAUUUGUCGAAAUACUGCUCGCAUUUAUUUCUGGCUGGCUCGUUUUCUACCACACAGCGCACGAACAGGCGGAGGAUCAUCGCGAUUAUCUGCAGGAUUUGAGGCACAAAGUCCAAAAAACUCGGGAAAAUUUCGAGGAGGCACGCGAAAAAGUGACUGAACUGAAAACAAAGUAUAUGGAAAAACGCACAGUAAGUUGUUACAUUGUUUGCGCUCGAGCAUUUUCUAAUCGUUUGUGUUCGCAGAAGCCCGAGGAAAUUUUUACAAAACGUGGUUACCUAUUUCUAAUGGAGAAAAAGCCAUUCAAAGCCACCUGGACAAAAUACUAUUGCACAUUCAAGAAGCAAAAGCGAGAAUUCACUAUGCUCCAGUUCAAUCAGAUGAAUCACAAUUUCACGAGACCCGAGGCGCGUGACGACGAGAAACUGACGCUGUUCUCAUGCCAGCGACGGGCAUCUGAGUUCGAGAAGAGGUUCUGCUUCGAUUUGACAUUCAAGGAGAAGCCAGGCGUCGUUUACACAUUUCAAGCCUUGAGCGAAAAGGAUCAUCGCUAUUGGAUUAGCGCCAUGGACGGUACGGAGCCGACAUAUCUGGCUCCCGGUAAAAUCAAAGUCAGCGAGGCAUACCAUCUGGAUGAAGCCGGAUUCAUGUUCAUCCGCCGAUGCAUUCAAGUAUUAGAGAUUCGAGGUCUGGAGGAUGAGGGUAUCUACCGAAAGAGUGGUGUUGGCACCAAAAUCAGCAAGCUGCUGGCACUGGGUCUAAAUCAAAAGGAAACCGACGAUGUCUUCGUCGACGAUAAGUACCGCGAUUUAAUGGAAAGCAACACCAUUGCUAGUGCCCUGAAAAUGUAUCUGCGAAAUCUAAAUGAGCCAUUGAUGACGUAUCAAUACCAUAGUGAUUUCAUUGAAGCAGCAAAGCAAGAAACCCUCAAUCAGCGCGUGAAUGAGGUGCACAAGCUGGUCUACAAGUUGCCGCAGCCCAACUUUCAGAUGCUCGACAUGGUUAUUUGUCAUCUAACCGACGUUUCGCGCAAGUACGAGAAGAACAAAAUGUCCGUAUUUAAUCUGGGAGUGGUCUUCGGGCCGACAUUGCUGCGUCCGCGAGAGGAAUCAGUUGCCGCCAUACUGGAUAUUAAGUUUAAUAAUAUCGUCAUCAACAUUCUAAUUGAUAACUACGAGAGGAUAUUCAAGAACAAGCCCAGCGCUGAAGUUAAGUUGCCGGACGCCGCGAAGGCGCCCAGCAUCAUGUACCCCAGUCGCAGCAGUCCACCGACCAGAAUGCCACGGGCCUCUCAAAUCGGAAAGGCCGCUUCAACGGGUGCCAUGGGCAGCAGCAACACAGCGGCGAAUCCAAUGUUCUUGAAUCAGCAGAAAAUCUAUCGGGUAGUCAGCAAAACCAAUUGCACAGAGCCCACCAUUUCAUCCAGCCUGCAAAAUAUUCCGAAUGGCGACAACUAUGCCCAUGGAUCGACGGCCAUGAAUAGUUCGGGCGGCGCUCAAUGCAUAUCUCUGUCGCCGCCGAUGCACAUGCUCAAUGGCAUACUGUCGCCGACCAUUGGGAGCAUCAAUAAUCUGCACACAAUAUCGAAAAAUGAGGCCAGCACACGGCGGUUUGUGCCCAGCUCAUGCACUGACACUGAUGUCGCGCCCGAUUAUGGUAUUAUAGGUGCUAACAACGGUGGCGUGACGUUGCAAUCGCAUCACGCCGUACCGGUUAGUAGCACGACUAAUUUUCGACAUCCCGAGUACCUAAUGACCACGGCCAAUCCGGUGACUCAGUCGGGCUCCAGUAGCCACAUCUAUACGAACACGUCUAGUGCUGGUGCUACCUCAAGCAAUCGGAUUAGUCUAAGCAAUGUAUCCCCGCCAAAUACAGCAAUGCGCAAGGAGCGAUUCCUGGGCAGUGCCAGUGGUCCGCAGCAGCAUCCGCCCGUCCAACGGGGACUGCACUCGUACGGCCAAACAAAACAUUAUUCACCCCUAAUGCCAACAUCAACAUCCAGCUCCAACGACAGCGUAUGUGAUUCACUUUCUUCCAACAACGGCUUGGGCAGCUCCAUUGUGGCCAACAGCAACAGCGGGAGUGUGGCCCAGCAUCUAAGCACACGGAACGCCAAUGAUUAUGCGCUUAUAACGUCACAGAAUUCAUCGCUGUCGCCACAUCUGGGACCCACCUGCGACGAGGUCGUCACGGCCACAACAUUGCCCACGGUUAGCCUCAGCUGUGGGGGCAACGCCAGCGAAAGCACCGAAUAUCCGCCUAGUAAAAUGCAUCGUAAUCGUGACAUCAACCAAAUAAAACGUGAUUUGUCAACGGGCACGGCACGUGUGCGCACACUUUAUGCUUGCAUGGGAGAAAGCGAGGGCGAGCUUUCUUUCGAGCCCAACCAAAUAAUAACCAAUGUUCGUUACUCCCACGAACCUGGCUGGCUGCAGGGCACACUAAAUGGGAAAACAGGACUCAUUCCGGAGAACUAUGUGGAACAUUUGAAGCCUCACCAUUAGAAUAUGAGUUGGAUGAGUUGAAUGAGUUCGUGGAGUUCGCUACUAUUUCUUGCAUUCGUCGGUAGAUAAAAUUAACAUGGAGAAUUAGGAAAUCUGAAAAUAAUCGUUGUGUAAAAACUAAUUUUGAUUAUGUACCCAUGGGGUUUUACAUGAGAUGCAUUUUAUUUUAUGCUGGAAACCAGGAAACUAGGAAUCCAGGUAUCCAGGAAACCACAAUCUUACCUUAUAAAUAUGUUAACCUUUAUAAUACCAUGACCAUACAAUGUACUUAUUUUUAAUUAUUUAAUAAGGAGUAUAAACUCAGUGCAACUGCAAAGAUUUAUUUACUAAUUGUUACGCUCUUCAUUUGUUGCUUAUUUAUACAUAAUUCACGUAAUUUGUGCAAAAAUGGAUUACAACGUAUCUAAUAUCUACUACAUAUACAAAUGUAUAAAAAUAAAUAGCAGUGCUUCGCUCACUUUUAAAAUGUAAA
This is a messenger RNA of Drosophila santomea, 4336 nucleotides long. RefSeq names its product rho GTPase-activating protein 26 (gene Graf). Gene Ontology annotation, biological process: signal transduction. The record is from RefSeq and is a predicted model, not a curated record. The coding region runs from base 754 to 3864 and encodes 1036 amino acids. The transcript has 13 exons. Gene Ontology annotation, molecular function: GTPase activator activity; protein binding. NCBI's taxonomy places the organism in Eukaryota, Metazoa, Arthropoda, Insecta, Diptera, Drosophilidae. Gene Ontology annotation, cellular component: cytoplasm.